This is a messenger RNA of Camelina sativa (false flax), 1715 nucleotides long. RefSeq names its product glucan endo-1,3-beta-glucosidase 8. Gene Ontology annotation, molecular function: hydrolase activity, hydrolyzing O-glycosyl compounds. The record is from RefSeq and is a predicted model, not a curated record. Lineage: Eukaryota; Viridiplantae; Streptophyta; Magnoliopsida; Brassicales; Brassicaceae. Gene Ontology annotation, biological process: carbohydrate metabolic process.
AGCAUCCUCAUAUUCACCGUCGAGAGAUCAAAGGGGAAAGCUUUUUCCCAACAACAGUAAAAGGGAGAAAAAGAGACUCAAUCCGUUGAUUGACGACAAGUAGUCUCAGUGAGAAAGGAUGAUGAAUCUGUUGGCCCUCUUUGUUGGAUUUGGGAUCAUGGGUAUUGUGGUAGAUGGGUUGGGUGUGAACUGGGGAACAAUGGCUACACAUAAGCUAUCUCCAAAGACAGUGGUUCAAUUGCUUAAGGACAAUAACAUCAACAAAGUUAAACUUUUUGAUGCGGAUGAGACUACAAUGGGUGCACUUGCCGGCUCCGGUCUUGAAGUUAUGGUUGCUAUUCCUAAUGAUCAGCUUAAAGUCAUGGGAAGCUAUGACCGAGCUAAGGAUUGGGUUCGUCACAAUGUCACUCGUUAUAACUUCGAUGGUGGUGUCAAUAUCACGUCUGUAGCUGUUGGGAAUGAGCCAUUCCUCAAAUCAUACAACGGAUCAUUUAUAAAGCUCACAUUCCCUGCACUUCAGAACAUCCAAAACGCUUUAAACGAAGCAGGACUAGGCAACUCAGUCAAAGCGACCGUCCCUUUAAACGCUGAUGUCUAUGAUUCACCAGCAAGCAAUCCUGUGCCAUCUGCAGGAAGAUUCCGUCCUGAUAUCAUCGGUCCAAUGACUCAGAUAGUUGACUUUCUUGGCAAUAACAGCGCUCCAAUCGCAAUUAACAUCUACCCUUUUUUAAGUCUCUAUGGGAAUGAUGAUUUCCCACUCAACUAUGCCUUCUUCGAUGGCGCUCCACCAAUAGAUGACAAUGGUAUUGCUUACACAAACGUUUUCGAUGCAAAUUUCGACACUUUGGUAUCGUCUUUGAAAGCUGUUGGUCAUGGAGAUAUGCCAAUCAUUGUUGGAGAAGUCGGCUGGCCGACAGAGGGUGACAAACAUGCAAAUAGCGGCAAUGCAUACAGAUUCUACAAUGGUCUUUUACCAAGGCUUGGAACAAAAAAAGGUACUCCAUUGAGACCUACCUACAUUGAGGUAUACUUGUUCGGAUUACUUGAUGAGAAUGCGAAAAGUAUAGCACCAGGACCAUUCGAGCGCCAUUGGGGACUAUUUAAAUUCGACGGACAACCAAAGUUUCCUAUAGAUUUAUCAGGUCAAGGACAGAACAAGUUGUUGAUUGGUGCGCAAAACGUGACGUAUCUAUCCAGCAAGUGGUGUAUGUUCAAUCCAGAUUCUAAAGAUUUGACGAAACUUGCGGAUAACAUAAAUUUCGCCUGCACUUACUCAGACUGCACGGCGCUUGGUUACGGGUCUUCUUGCAAUAGUCUUGAUGCAAAUGGGAACGCUUCGUAUGCGUUUAACAUGUACUUUCAAGAGAAGAACCAGGAUGAGUAUGCUUGUGUCUUCCAAGGUAUGGCCACCAUUACCACACAGAACAUAUCUCAGGGACAGUGCAAUUUCCCUAUUCAGAUUGUUGCUUCCCAGGCUUCUUCUUCGUCUUCUCCUUCUUUGGUUUUGUUGAUCGCCGGAGUUUGGUUUCUCUUCACAGGGCUGAUGUUUUGAGGUUUUAGUUUAGCGAGGUUUUCUUUAUAUAUAUGGAAACUAUUUUUUUGUGGUGAAAUUUAUUUCCAGAUAUGAAUAUGUUUGCAUUGUAAAAGAGGAGAAUCAUUGUUUGCAUUGUAAGAGAAGAGAAUCAUUGAGUUUGAAAUAUGAAGACUAGCAUAUA